Erigeron canadensis is the source of this 1080-nucleotide messenger RNA. Its product is annotated as receptor-like protein EIX2. The transcript is spliced from 4 exons. Bases 1 to 1080 code for a protein of 359 amino acids. The record is from RefSeq and is a predicted model, not a curated record. Lineage: Eukaryota; Viridiplantae; Streptophyta; Magnoliopsida; Asterales; Asteraceae. Gene Ontology annotation, molecular function: protein binding.
AUGGUCCAGUCAUUGGAUAAAGGACAUACACUAGUAUUUGCUUUGGUGAUUAAACGUAGUUACUGUGGCUUUAAGGUAUCCAGUAAAAUUUGUACUCAGUGCCUUCUAUCAGAUCCUUUAGUGGAAGAGCUAACAGUUGAAGCAUUUGCAGCUCCUAUUUACUCCAUUGAAAUUCACUUGCUCCGUUUAAAGUUGAUUAUGGCUCAAGAUAAUCCUCGGGAAGAGCGAGCUAAUCAGUUUGAGGGACUCAAUGAUGUUCCUUUGUUUGCUGGAAAUCUGGAGGAUGAUCCAGAUUUGGAUGCUCUUAUAGAGGAUAUUGAUGAUCCUGCAAAUCUUAUGCCACCAACUUUUGGAGUUUCUAUUACUACCUCUGCUCCAGUUGGUGUUGAUGUUGGUCCUUCUGAAUUAGCAGUUAUUAUUAAUGCUGGAUGGUUAACCUACAAAGUUUAUAUGUCUGAAGAAAGUAUUGAAGCUUGCAUAAAGGGUAUUCAGCAAAAGUACACGAGCACACUUCCAUAUCUUAUAUCCUUAGACCUCUCAAGCAAUAAAAUUAUUGGUGAAAUUCCUGAUGUGUUGAUGGACCUGGUAGCAUUGACGAAUUUGAAUCUUUCAAGAAACGAACUAAGUGGACACAUUCCCACAAUGAUCGGAAAUCUAAAGUCAAUGGAAUCUUUAGAUUUGUCGAUGAACAAGUUGUCUAGUCAGAUUCCUCAAAGUUUAGCUAGUGUGAACACUCUAGGCUAUUUGAACCUAUCAUUCAAUAAAUUAUCCGGUCCAUUACCGGUUGGAAAUCAUUUUCAGACUUUUGAUAAUCCCGCUAUAUAUGAAGGGAACAACGGACUAUGUGGAUUCCCACUAUUAAGUUGCCAAGGAAACAAUUUAUCAUACUCUCAUGUUGGUGAUGAUGAAGGUGAGAAUGGUUCACAAGCUUUCUCGUGGUUUUAUGCUGGUAUGGUUCCAGGAUUCAUUGUAGGUUCCAUGGGACUAAUUAUUAGCUUGCACUAUAAUAGGAAUUGGAGGGUAACUUACUUUGAAAUGAUAGAGAAUGUUUACGUUUUUCUAAUGGUUUCUAUCAAGUGA